Messenger RNA from Corythoichthys intestinalis (scribbled pipefish), 2758 nucleotides. Its product is annotated as solute carrier family 13 member 2-like. The record is from RefSeq and is a predicted model, not a curated record. The coding region runs from base 60 to 1862 and encodes 600 amino acids. Lineage: Eukaryota; Metazoa; Chordata; Actinopteri; Syngnathiformes; Syngnathidae. Gene Ontology annotation, biological process: transmembrane transport. Gene Ontology annotation, molecular function: transmembrane transporter activity. Gene Ontology annotation, cellular component: membrane. The transcript has 13 exons.
UUUCUUCAUUUUUGACUCGCUGACUCAAUUCUCUGAAUGUGUAGUAUAGUUUCUCAAUCAUGGCUGGAUUUCUUACAUGGCUCUGGAGGUAUAGGAAUUAUCUGGUGAUAGUUCUCACACCUCUUCUCCUGCUGCCUCUGCCGCUCGCCGUCCCCUCCUCGGAGGGAAAAUGUGGCUUCAUUAUCAUCCUCAUGGCUCUGUACUGGUGUACGGAGUGCAUUCCUCUGGCUGCCACGUCCUUACUUCCUGUCAUUCUUUUUCCUAUGAUGAAGAUCAUGGAGUCAGAUGAGGUGUGUAUCCAGUACCUGAAAGACUCCAAUAUGCUCUUCAUCGGCGGGUUGCUUGUGGCUAUUGCUGUAGAGCAUUGGAAUCUGCACAAGCGAAUUGCCCUGCAGGUUCUGCUUCUUGUCGGUGUCAAACCUUCGCUCCUGAUGAUAGGCUUCAUGGGCACGACGGCCUUCUUGUCUAUGUGGAUCAGCAACACAGCAUCCACAGCCAUGAUGCUGCCCAUCGCCAACGCCGUGCUGCAGCAGCUCAGUGACUCUGAGGCCAAUGCUGAAAAGAGAGCUGAUGAAUUCCAUGCCGCUAAGGAAGGUGUGGAAAAUCAGAGCUUUGAGAUGACCGACACUAAUGAAUCCAAGGAGGUCAAAUUAAAGGACAACAGGAUUGACAUGGAUCAUGGGAACAAGGACGUGACAGAUAUUGAUAUUUCAAAGUGUGGUGCUUGGAGUCCAGAGAUGGUGGAACAGCGUAGAAAAAGGCGGGAGCAGAAGUACACAAAUCUUACCAAGGGCAUGAGUCUGUCCGUCUGUUAUGCUGCAAGCAUCGGAGGGACCGCUACCCUAACUGGAACCACACCCAACGUCAUCAUGAAGGGCCAGAUCGAUAAACUUUUUCCAGAUAAUGGUGGUAUCAUCAAUUUUGCAAGCUGGUUUGGCUUCGCAUUUCCCAACAUGAUUCUCAUGUUGGCCUUAGCUUGGUUGUGGCUGCAGUUCAUGUUUCUGGGCUUCAAUUUGAAACAAUCAUUUGGAUGCGGUACAAAGAGCGCAGGUGACAAGGAGGCCUACCAGGUAAUCAAAGAUGAGUACAAAAAGUUGGGCAAGAUGAGCUUCGCAGAGGCCUGUGUGCUGGUUAUCUUCACGCUGCUGGUUCUUCUGUGGUUUACAAGGGAGCCUGGUUUCAUACCAGGCUGGGCCACUGUUCUCUUCAACCAAAAUAAAAAGUACGUCACAGAUGGAACGGUGGCCAUUUUAAUGUCAGCGCUCUUCUUCUGCAUCCCCUCCAAAUUUCCCAGAUGCGGCAGGACGUCUGAGGACGAGGGUCCCACUGAAGCUGCACCACCUCUGCUUACAUGGGAUGUUGUCCAUGAAAAAAUGCCCUGGAACAUCCUUUUGCUCCUGGGAGGAGGCUUUGCUUUAGCCCAUGGUAGUGAGGUGUCUGGACUGUCUAAAUGGUUGGGAGAAAGUCUCAUACCACUGCAGAGUAUCCCUCCUUUUGCUAUAUCCAUCUUGCUGUGUCUGUUGGUGGCCAUGUUCACGGAAUGUUCGAGCAACACUGCCACCACCACUCUGUUUCUACCUAUACUCGCCGCCAUGGCCACUGCUAUUAAGAUCCACCCAUUGUACGUGAUGUUUCCGUGCACCAUUGCUGCCUCGCUGGCUUUCAUGCUACCUGUGGCCACGCCUCCUAAUGCCAUCGCUUUCUCCUACGGCAACCUUAAAGUCAUGGACAUGGCUAAGGCCGGAUUCAUCCUGAACUUCCUUGGAGUUUUCACCAUCAACAUUGGCAUUAACACUUGGGGGGUGGCCAUGUUCGAUUUGAAAACCUUCCCUAGCUGGGCAAAUGUUACUUCACCUCCUUGAAUUUAAAUCGCAGUGAGAAAAAAUGCACCAACAAAUAACCUUUUUUCCCCUUUACUCUAUUCUACUGUACUCUACUCACUAGGGCUUAUUUAACAUUCAGGCCUACCAUGGCCAAAUUUCCUUGCUGUCAGUAACACCGGGACUUAUUUUUUAUAAUGUUUUCAAAUUAAAGCGCACAGUAAAGUAGAACAAACUAGUGGCUAGUUUCAGUAUUUUAUGCACAAGUUCGCACCCUCUUUCUGUAAACAUGACACUAUAAAAUCCUGCAAAAUCGAAUCAGAUCCAGUGGAAGAUCUGCACUUUAAAAAGGCAUUUUUAAAAAAAAUGCAGUUUUGACAACAGUUUUGAAGGCAGAAUCUUAGGCAGAAUCUUAUAUUGUAUCUGAGUUCAAAGAAUGAGUAUCAUUACUGUCCUUAACUCAUUGACUACCAAAAAUCAUGUCACAAGACAUCUUUCUUUCUUUUAAAUGCCACAGAAUAUUGUGUUCUUGGGCUACAUGAACAUUUAACUUAGAAUAAGACAGAUAAAAUUGCCUUCUUUCAUCAUUACAAAAUGAUUGUUUCUACUCUUUUUCGUUCUUUAGGUAGUUAGUUCUUUAGUUUAGUAUAGCUGAACAACACUGUUAUACGUCUUUGGUAGUUAUUGAGUUAUGUACACAUUGAAUUUACGUGCCACAAAAAUCCUGGUAUAAAAAUUCAGCUCUGUAUUUUAUUAUUUUUAUAACAUUUGAAACUUUUGUAAAUAAUGGGGUUGCAUAGUAUAAGCUGAUAUGUUUCAUAUGCAUGGCUCUUGACCAUAUACUGUGGAAUAAUAUGGAACAAACUAAAUGUAAUUUUUUUCUUUUAAAUGUGGCGGUUACUUAAAAGUUGAUUGUAAAAUUUUUUGUUGUUGUUGCA